Dermacentor andersoni is the source of this 8483-nucleotide messenger RNA. RefSeq names its product innexin shaking-B-like. Gene Ontology annotation, cellular component: plasma membrane; gap junction. The record is from RefSeq and is a predicted model, not a curated record. Gene Ontology annotation, molecular function: gap junction channel activity. NCBI's taxonomy places the organism in Eukaryota, Metazoa, Arthropoda, Arachnida, Ixodida, Ixodidae.
CACAUGGGGCUUUGUCACUUAUUCAAAGAAUGUUUAUUGUGUGGCUUAAGCACUCAGGGCGCGUAAUGGUAUGCCUUAUUCUUAUUUUAAUUGCGCGGUGAUUAAUAUGUACAUGAGCGCUAAAUGUCAACGGGACAACGUGAAACAAAUUAUGGGGAUUUACGUGCCAAAACCACUUUCUGAUUACGAGGUACGCCGUAGUGGAGGACUCCGGAAAUUUCGACCACCUGGGGUUCUUUAACGUGCACCUAAAUCUAAGUACACGGGUGUUUUCGCAUUUCGCCCCCAUCGAAAUGAGGCCGCCGUGGCAUGGAUUCGAUCCCGCGACCUCGUGCUCAGCAGCCUAAUUGAGCAACCACGGCGGGUGACAACGAGAAACAAGCGACGUGCAAACGAGAAAUGAACAAUGCUCCUAAUUCUGCAUUGCUUCCCCGUAAAAAACAAAAAAAAAAGGAAAGACAAGUUCGUGGUACGUGUGGGUUUCCUUCAUCCGGUCUUUGAUCUCAGCUUGUGCGAAUGACGGGGCGUCUGCCGGUUCUCUUGGCAGCGCCAACGACGGCUCAGGUGAACUGCGAGAAACAGAGAGAGAGAAAGGGAGAAAGAGAAAGCACACAUCGAAACUCAGCAGUCGACCGCGGCAGCGCGCGGCAGUCGGCGCACAAGGUGACCACGUGGCACGCGCGUCAUGCUCAGAGCUCCUCCCUCGGGUGCAAACUCGAGAGUUGAGCGUGCGCGCCAGAGACGCGCGCGCCGACUCCGAGUGAACGCGGGCGCCGCACGAAGGGGACGGCGGGCCCCCUGCUUGCCCGCUCUCGGACAUCGGCGGUUGCCGGCGCGGCGUAGACUCCGCGCGGGCCGGCUGCGCCUGGGGUCCCUAAAUUUAGGCUUGCCGGGCCAUGCUCUCGGCGCGAGUCGUCGCGUCUGCCUGCUCACCACUUCGGCACAGAGUACAUGCGUCCACGUGAAGUUGCGCCUAGCGACAACGGCGCCUGGCGAUCUCCUCGUGGCAUUGUCGCCGUCCAGUCAACGGGGACUUUCCAUCUCGCCUCCGACAGCGUCCAGGACGAGUGACGGCAGCAGUCAAGCAAACGGCGGCAUCUCAGCUAGAGAAACAGGGCGACCUUCAUCUGAUACGUUUUGCAGCAAACGAGGGGCUGCGACGUAAUAACGACUGGACCGAAAAGACGUUUACAACUCCCUUGCGCCUUUUAAAACCUACAAGUGUGGUGGAAUUUUGUUGCGUUAGUACUCGCCCGCUCCAGCGCAGAUAUUCCUACAUGGUGGUUGUACAGAGUGACAAGAUUGAGUAAGCGGUACAAGACUGCAUGCGCGGAACCUUUUACGAGAACAUCGUCAGCGCACUCGCUAAGUGUAACGGAACGAUAUUCGUCUGCCCUGUAUCGCCUGCUUUACAAGCAGCGAUAUUGCGCACUGUGCCUGAACUCGGAACGCAAGCGGCAUUACCAUAGAUCGGCGCCAUGCUGGAUAUAAUCCGCAGCCUGAAAUCGCUCCUCAAGACGAGUCGCGUGCACAUCGACAAUGAGGUAUUUCGCCUACAUUACACGGUCACAGUGAUAAUACUACUGGCCUUUUGCAUCGUCGUUACGACCAAACAAUUUGUUGGUGACCCGAUUGACUGCUCCAAGUCUACGGACGUGCCUCAGAGCGUCAUCAACACCUACUGCUGGAUUCAUGCUACUUACAGCGUUACGAGCCUCAUGCGGCGGGACCUGGACACUAUUGUGUACCCCGGCGUCGGACCAGGCAGCUCUACCAACGUGCUCAUCGGAACCAAAGAUCACAAGUAUCACAGAUACUACCAGUGGGUCUGCUUCAUGCUGUUCUUUCAGGCCACAAUGUUCUACCUUCCACGAUGGCUGUGGAAGUUCUGGGAGGGUGGCAAAAUCCAAGCACUCAUGAUGGACCUGGACGUGGGAAUGUGUGGUGAAGCGGAAAAGAAACAAAAGAAGAAGCUCUUGGUCGACUACCUUGUCUCCAGCCUGAAGCAGCACGACUGGUACGUGGCGCGGUACUUCUUCUGCGAGCUGCUCGCGCUCGUCAACGUUGUGGGCCAGAUGUUCCUCAUGGACCGCUUCUUCGACGGCGAGUUCCUCACCUACGGGCUGGACGUGAUCCGCUUCCUGGACCAGGACGACGAGGAACGCGUAGACCCCAUGGUCCGAGUGUUCCCGAGAGUCACCAAGUGCCAGUUCUUCAAGUUUGGCCAGUCAGGAAACCGGGAGACGCACGACGCGAUUUGCAUUCUACCACUCAACAUAGUCAACGAGAAAAUCUACAUCUUUCUGUGGUUCUGGUUCAUCCUGCUCGCGGCUGUCACCGGCAUGGUGGUGCUAUUUCGCGUUAUCAUCACUGCCUGCCCGCCAGUGCGCGUGUACCUCCUGAACCUGCGUUUUCGUAUCGUGCACCUGGACCACCUGCACACCGUGGUGCGGCGGGGCUCCCUCGGGGACUGGUUUCUAAUCUAUAUGCUUGGUCAGAACGUUGAUUCCAUCAUCUUCAAGGAGGUGAUCGCCGAGAUGGCCAAGCGAAUGACCACCGAGCCCAAGGAGUCGUCCGCAUGACGACGCGAGUCCCGGCCUCUUGGCCGACCCCCCUUCCAUGGAGUGCCUCCGCAUCAAGACGUCUGACGCUGCCACCCGGAUUACCCGCGUUACCUUCAUCGGGACGGCAGGGGUCCUGCGUUAGCCCAGAAGAGCAGCAUAUGCUGCGUUUGUUCACUACAUGCUCUUCUCUCUUUUAGUCCUCCGCCAGAAAUGGGAGCCUUUUGUGGUGUAGACAUAUCCUGGCCUGCGGCUCGGUGCACCUGCAGUUGUCAAGAGGUGAAGCAGCCAAAGGUAUAGUCUUCGCCCUAACGCUGACUGAAACAGCUGGUACAACUUGAGGCUCCUUGCCUUAAAUACUGCUAAAUUUUCAUACGUUGUUACUUGUUUGUCAUGAAACGUCAGUCAUAUUCUUCUCAUUCUUACGUAAUGUUGGACAUUAGUUGUCAUUUAGGUGAAACGCUUCUUUUAGGACUGGCUGCACCAACAUUGCUUGUUCUUCCUGCAGCCCUAAGAAUAUGGUAGAAACUUGCAAUAAUGAAAGAACUGUAAAUGAAUGCCUGCAGCAGUUCUUAAGCCUUGCAUUUGAUCUGCCAUUUUGGGAAACUUAUUGAUGCCCGUCAAAUUCAUCAUGCUUGCCUGUUGCGCUGUACAGUUGGUGCAGCUAGUUCUGUUUUAUGUACUUGUGGAUGUUCUCUUGAAACAUAAUCACAGAAGCAGAAACAUGCUACUGUGGUCACGGUUCAAGAGUGAGAGCUUAGAAAUUCAAUUUGUGCCUCCCCUGAUAUUGUUCUCGGUUUGCAGGCAAAACCGAUGGCGAGAAAAUCUGACACAUAUCUUCUUAACAUUGAAUCCUUUUGAGAUCUCGAAGACUGCAAAUAUUCACUCUUAUCGACUUCUCUGAAAGAAGAUUUACAUGUUCUGCGCUCAAUAAUAGAAAACAGUGCAACAAUUCCGGCACGUAAAUCCAGCAGUAGGUCGAGUCGUAAGCUUUCUUUUCCUAUUUUACGGUGCUGGAGAAGUUGACUGUUAAAACCCACCUGAUGACGCACUUUCGGCGCUAUGGCAACCUGUCUUCCUAGGAAUUCACAGUAUGCAAGUGAUAGGCUUUCUUAUAAUCGCAAGAAGUAAGUAGCGUUCUCACUAUUUAGAUUUUUAGAUUGAAAUGCAGCUUCGUGACAUCCUUCUUUUCAAUGUUUUAAGUAUCGCAAUGUGGCACCAGUAUUAUGCUACGUCCACUACCAAGGAAGAGGUGCAAAGAACAAGACAGUUACAAGCAGGACUCAGAUUCACGAGUUGUGCUUUAAUCUCUCGCUUUCUGGUUAUCGUUUUGUUUUGCUUCAUUUUUGUUUGUCCUUAGAUUUGCAGAGUGAAAAAAAUAUCAGCGUUAAGUUUUGCUCACAUUGUCACGCAAUCCUGGAAACUUGGCAACGGUGAAUUGUAGUGGGCUACAGGAGAACCAUCGAAACCUGCUUCCAAAAGUACUCGCUAACCUGUAGUAUGUCCGAGGUCCUCGGACUUCGCCAAAAUUUUCUCUUUCUGCAGUGCACUUCGCCAUAUAUGUAGCCAGAAGCAGCCCGAAGCAGUCGUUGCCCUAUACAUUCUCGGCACAUUGUACUCCACGUAAUGCGAUAUAUCUUCCUGCACUUGUCUGCGCUUUGGUGAUCUUAUAUGAAGGGGAAUGCGCGGGUGAAAAAAAAGAAAAGUUUAAGCUAUCAUUCCUCUGGAGACAGUUUUGUAAAAGCAGGUUUGCUCAAAGAAAGUAAAAGCCGAUCUUAAGUGGUUUCCUGAAAUGUCCUGUGUCCAUGUUGAACGCAGCAGAAAAGCAGGAAAACGAGACAACUAAUGCCACCUGCUCAGUUUGUCCUAGCGAUAUCUGACUCCUUCAUGGUAGAUUGUAUUCUUCGUUUCGGCGUCUUCUCGAUAGUAUCCGCACCACAAAAAUACAAAUUCAAAUUGAUAAAAAGGACGAGAACGUCAACCUAUGAUUCGUCCGUCCCAGCGCGCAUUGUACAGCCAGCUUUUGGAUUACGUCGCGCUGCCUAUAGGAGGUAUCCUCUGUUUUUGAAACAUAGAAAAGGAAAAGGCGUUAUGAGCACAUUAUAAUUUCCAGCAAAAAACUAAACACUAGGAAAGGAAGCAGGAGGACGGAAAGACGCUGGACUGUCAACUGACGGUUUGAAGAAGAGUACGAAGAGCAGAAAGAAUAAAAAAUAUGUUUGAAAAAGCAAGACCAUACUCCUGCGCGUGCGUGUCAUCUGAAAGCCUGACGUACGAAGUCCACCUUCUUCUCUUUCAUGCCGACUGAGGGGACGCUGAUGUUAUUACUUCCAUCGCCCCUUAUGCAGAAUGCUUCAUAUAAUAGCCAACUUCUUUCGUUUUUAAACGGACCGAGAACACGUGUGGCUUCGAAAGUCCCUACAGCAAUAACCUGCUAAAUGUCCCGGGCCCGCAAUAGCUUCUAUAUUGCACCUGAACCUUCUCUGUUGAAGCAAGCAUCCUUGGUUCUAGUCGAGAAGACUUUCUAGGUUUAUGAUUAUCAUAAUGAAUUCUACGGGGAACUUCAGUGGCUAGCGCGCAGCGGAGAUGGGGAUGUAAAAAUGAUAUUUUGUGAACGCGAGGAGUGUACAUAAUUAAGGCAGCUUGAAAGAUUAUUGUCCGAACUGCAAAAGCUGUAAAAUCGCUAUUUCGUUCGCCUAAGAAUGUGGGAAAUUCAGUUGAACGUCCGCACCUUUUAAUGCCUGCCCCUGUUUCAUCGUUGUAUAUGUUAGUUCCCCGUCACCAUGCAAACCCAUCGCAACGCAGGCGCCCUCCUUGUAGACCACAUUCUUUUGAAUUUCCGCGGAUACUGACCGUGCAGUAAUUUCUGCUAACAUGAGAUACACAAUCUCGAUAUGUAUUUUGUAACGAUUGACUUCAUGAUCUGUUAAUUUCACGUCUACCGUCGCGUUGUGUGACUGGGAGCGGCGGUGCAUUGACGAAGAGAAAUGAGAAUCGAAAUGUAUAUUUACUAAACAGCGGCCUCGCAGUCGUUAUCUCGUCCCCGAGGGCGCCCGAGCUGGAGUUCUUGAGACCGCUGCUCGAGCGCCUUUUGUUGGAAGCACGCGCCGCGUGGACCCUAUCCUUUGAUACAGUGGCGCAGGUUCUGCGCACUUGCCAAGCAUUCUGAAAAAUUUCGCAGCUGUCAUUUGGAACAUGUGUGGUGUGCAUGUUCAUGUGCAUGAAAUCUAUGUGAGUUGCCGGAAACUCCCUUUAUCACCUUAAGUAAAACGAAAUUCUGGCUUCGUGCUUGCAUAGUGACGUGCAAGCUAUAGAACACAAAACAAAAAUGAACUAGUUUGCCAGGAAGCUUGCAAAUUUACAUCGGACUCAUCGCCUUGUCAAGCUUCAAGUUGCACGCCUUACCGAUGACGUUUUAGGAGCAUAGUCUGAUGUGCUAACGUCAUAUUCGCGUGCACUUUUAGUAGCUUCAAAAAUUCAUUUUUUUUUAUUAUACCACAGUUUGUCAACAUAAUACUUUUUUCGUGGCACCAAUCUAAUGGAUAAAAUAUAAACAUAAAAUAUUGCAUUGUCAGUACUACUGUUACACAUCGUCUUGAUAAAGCAACUGACAUGCCGGAAACUGCCGGUGCUUGAAGCACUCAGCAGCUACUACGUGACCUGAGUCACAAAGAACAAUGAAUCAACGCGUAGUAUGCUUUCUCAAGAAACCCAUGAUUAAUCUUUAUGAAAUCCGCGCACUCAAUAGUUGAAUGAGUGCGCAGCAAUAUCUCCGUACCAUUAGAAAGCUUUAGCUGCGCGUCAUUUACGAUCCCUGAAGUUAACAUGUUACGUGCCGAGGCACAACACAGAACUGCGUUCAUUUCGCAUACUUAUUAAGCCGGCCUCUCAGAGGCGCGGGCGACGCGCAGCCAGCUUGGCUGCGGAACGACAAUGAAGCCAAGCGGCCACAUGCUCGGCUACAUCGGCUCUGCAGCAGAGUGAGACCAGCGUUCGAGCUCCUGCUGUCGCCAUGAACGCGGCACGCACACUAGCGUUCCCGCUGAGCGACUUUGGGCAAAUUGUAAGUAUAUACAGGUCUGGGCAUAGCCGACCAUAAACGCUCACCUAAAGUUCUCUAUCAUGAAAUUGUAGAAUUAAGAGUACUUGCGUUCUCGGCUCCGUCAGGUGAGGCAUCUAACCUAAUUGGUAUACUGUGAAGCCCAGACAGAGUGCGUGGGAUGAAGCAACUAAAGUUUCUAAGGCAUAAAUGCGGCAGUAAAAAGAGCACGGCGAAUCACGGCAAAACUUGCUACCACUUGCGUUUUUUUUUUUCCUUGUAAUUCUGACGCAGCAACUCAAACAUUUCAAGAUAAGGGUUCAUACUUAGGCAGCCACUUCAUACAUCAUCACCUCUCUGAAUUAGACAUAUACUCCAGCCAUGUAAGACAUCCACAUUUUAGUCAAAGAGGCCGUUUGUAAAUUUAUCUAAUUUUUGGGGGCGUGACAUUUCGAAAAAUAUUCAAGAAGGCACGCAAGCUCAGCAGUACUAUGCAGAAAUGAGAAAAUACCCAGAAUUUUAUUGCAAAUAACACACAGUACAUGGUACACUCAAAAGUGAAUGAGUCUACAAAGGUUAUAUAAAAACAUCUGUAGUUGCCAGAGCAUUCACAAAGAAAAAGUCUUCCAUGACAAAUAGGAAUACGUAUUGAGAUGGAUUUGCGAGACAUUUUUUUACGGAAAUAAAUUGUGAACGCGUGUAACACAAUCAGGAUUCGUCAAAAUCAGUGUAUAAAUAAAUGAAGAAAGGAAUGUUUAUAAUCUGGCGUCCCCCUUCACUAGUUUGAGUAAGUAACUGCGCAAAUAAACAGCGUACUCAAAUAAUCCUGGACGUUUCUCAUCAGAGUCGCUGUUCGGUAGUAAAACUCCUACAUUGCAACUUGAAUACACGAAUGCUGUGUCAGAUGCCGCACCAUCUUAUAAUGUUAUAGCUAUACUGCUUCAUAGGGUGGCGCCUUUUUUCUGUAUUACGUAAAUUUCAUGAAAGCUCUAUUAUGAAUCAGCUUUCGUGAGAGUACCUGGCACAAAUUUUCCAGAUUCCUUGCUAAAACGUAUCAGGGCACGGGGUUCACGUGGCCGUCAGCAACAAACAAAUGCAACAGAGAGAAUGCUUAGAUAUUCGUACACUACGUAACACCAACAAUUGUGACACUUGCGAUGGCUCAUUGAACUUACACAAUUGGAAUAUGGUUCCAGUCAGCCACGGGCCUGAGUUGCGCUCUUCUAUUUUGUCGUGGCUGUUCAUUGUGAGAAAUUGAAGUUAAGUGAGUGAUUUACACGUGUCUAUUCUUUGUGUUACGUACACGCCGACCAAUUCUGUCCUUUCUACUUGGUGAAUACGUCAUUAUACGUUUCAUUAUUUACUAUGCUUGUUGAGACCCAUCUGAACAGUAUGGUGUGAACUGUGCUAAAAAUAAACUGCGAAGGCAUGCUACUGUUUCUCCGAUCAUCGCUUGUCCACCAGUCUUAGGUAUAUCAUGUGCGCCAAAAUACUCCGUGGCGUUUUUCCCUGCAUGUAACAGUUUGUUUUGAGGGAAUUCAUUGCAAAUUACCCAUACAAAUUCUAUACGAAGAAAACACAGACAAAGACGCUGUGUUUCGAAGUAGGAGCGCAGUGCGCCUCUAUUGUUACGCCUCACCAAUGUUUAUGCUGCAGGUUACAAGCACUAUGCCUUUGCGUAGCUUAUGGCAGACUACAACUGUUUUGUAUUGUUUUACAAACAGCCGCGCACCCUUUACAGUAGCAAAGAACUGCUCUUCUAUUCUAAUAAUAUCACUGCCACGGUCUCUAUAGAAUGUAAGACCAAGUGAGGUAAUUUGUAUGCUCUGCAAUUGUUCUCUUCUAUAUGCCAAAGUGCAAAUAAAUUAUUCUAUUUCACUACA